This is a messenger RNA of Pecten maximus, 1382 nucleotides long. Its product is annotated as L-proline trans-4-hydroxylase-like. The coding region runs from base 112 to 978 and encodes 288 amino acids. The record is from RefSeq and is a predicted model, not a curated record. The transcript is spliced from 10 exons. Lineage: Eukaryota; Metazoa; Mollusca; Bivalvia; Pectinida; Pectinidae.
UUACGUUAUCACCUAAUUGACACAUCUGUAUAUUAUUAUCAACAGGCGAUUAAGAUACAGGUAGGUAACAUCAAGUCUGCAAGAAAUUCCCAACAAACAUUCCAGAGAAAAAUGGCGGAUGUUUCUGUAUACAGCUUCAGUGAAGAUUUCAAAGUGACAGAAGACGUCAAAAGGAACUUUGAAGAGCAUGGUUAUAUUAUUCUCAAAGGAUUACUUGACAAAGAUGAGGUAUCUCUGAUAGAGACCGCCAUAAAAGGACCCGGCUUCACUGAGAAUAUUUACGGGGAUAAGGAGUAUGGUAAGAAAACAGACAAGGUGCUAUGGAAACACCCCGGAAAUGACAUCACUGGAAUGUUGGCUCGGAGUGAGAAAGUUGCCGGUAUAUCGGAACAGCUUCUGGGUGGAGAAGUUUACCAUUACCACACAAAGCUGAUGAUGAAGGAAGGCGGACGGGGAGCUAGACACGUGUGGCACCAGGACUACGGGUAUUGGUACUGGAACGGCUGCCUGUUCCCCGACUUGCUCACCGUAUUCAUUCCACUGGAUUACUGUAGAAAGGAGAACAGCUGUCUCCAGUUACUACGGGGUUCUCACAGAUGUGGCAGGAUCGAACAUAAAGCUAUAGGAGAGCAGAAUGGAUGUGAUAUGGACAGAGUAAAUGAGAUCAUGACAGUGUGUCCUCAUCAGUUCAUGGAAAUGGACCCUGGCGAUGCCAUAUUCUUCCACUGUAACGUCAUACACUCCAGUAGUGAUAAUGAUAGUGACAAGAGAAGAUGGGCGUUUUUAACGGCAUUCAACAAAGCCACCAACAAUCCCACUAAGGAACACCACCAUCCGCAGUACACCCCACUUGAAAAGGUCCCUAAUUCUGCCAUCAAAUCGUGUAAGAAUUUCACGGACAUGUCGGGGAAGAUCUUUGUAGAUCCAGCCAGGGACACGACGUACAAAGGAAAUUAUAUUAAUGUGAACAAAUCAUAGGUUGUUGGUAGCAAUAUGGACAAGCUGUAUAUGGACAAAAGGAACACUACAGUACAAGUGUAUCUGCCGUUUUGGAAUUGUCAAAGCAUUCAACAUGUUAGGUCUUAGAGAAAGAAAACAAUACGGUUAACUGUACAUUGAUACAGACGCUAGAUAACUAGAAUAACUCGCAAUAUUUGUCGUUUGUGUGUCUAGUGACUUAUAUAAUUGCUUUUAUCAAAUAAAUUGUAUCUACGUGAUCGUUGUACAUGUUUUUGAUAAAAACAAAACAAAACAAAAAAAACACAAAUGAAUUUUUUUUUUUUGUAUGUUGUCCUAUUUUUUUACCGAUAUCGAGUAUAGUGAGGCAUCCCGUUGUUGUUUUUCUUCCGCCGGGUGUUUCUUCAAUAAAACAAGUUGAUCUC